This is a messenger RNA of Lynx canadensis (Canada lynx), 8564 nucleotides long. RefSeq names its product NEDD4 binding protein 2 (gene N4BP2). The record is from RefSeq and is a predicted model, not a curated record. NCBI's taxonomy places the organism in Eukaryota, Metazoa, Chordata, Mammalia, Carnivora, Felidae. The transcript is spliced from 19 exons. Gene Ontology annotation, molecular function: ubiquitin binding. Bases 383 to 5707 code for a protein of 1774 amino acids.
CGGGAAAGGGCUGCGGACCCGCGGCGCCGCGUCGCGCACUCGACGACGCGGCCCCGGACUCGACGCCCUCCACCCGCUCCCGGAGCAGUAAGAAGACAUGUUAGGUAACAGGAAGAGCUGUAGAGUUUGCAGAUAUCAACUGUGGCCUUAAAAAGCAUGUUGGUAGCAUCAAAGCCAGGCAGAUGGCACAUGUGGCUGGUGGCUGCCAUAUUGACAGUGCCGUUCUGGAAGAUGGAGAGAACUAUGACACAAUAAGUUUAAUUAAAAGGUCCUAUUACUGCUGGAUUGUGCAAGAUAUUUAACCGUGUUUUCUUUGAGGUAUGACUUAAAUAUCAAACAUCUUAAAUAAGAAAAGGGAAACAUUUUAGUUUUGGAAGUCAGAAUGCCAAGGAGAAGGAAAAAUCUUGGGGGAAAUCCUUUUCGGAAGACCGCAAGCUCUAAGGAAGUUGUCGUAUCCAGUGUUGCUAGUCAUGAGGAGCCAACCACUACUCUUCCUUCCAUGUGUGAGACAAAAGUUGAUCAGGAAGAACUCUUCACCAGUAUCUCAGAGAUGUUUUCUGAUCUGGAUCCCGAUGUAGUGUAUUUGAUGCUUUCUGAAUGUGAUUUCAAAGUUGAAAAUGCAAUGGAUUGUCUAUUAGAAUUAUCUGCCUCUGAUGCCAAGGUAGAAGAAUCAUCUUCAAAAAGCUUCAUUGCUUCUGAGAGCCAAGUAAGUGCUGUGGGACGUGAAAUAAUGGAAAAGUAUCCUCCUGAAGAAGAGACUGAAGAUUCAAAAAUGGAUUCAUUUUUGGACAUGCAGCUAACCGAAGACUUGGAUUCCUUAAUACAGAAUGCUUUUGAGAAAUUGAACUCUUCUGAUGACCAAGUAUACUCAUUUUUGCCUUUGCAAAAUGUUAACAGUUUUAGUGACCCGAGUGCAUUUGUAAAUUCAGAUGCAAGUAGCAUGACUCCCAUUCUUUCUACAGAAAAUGUGGAUUUGAACAGUGAAAAUGUAGAGAAUUCUGCCUCUGCAUUAAAUUCAAACACCGUAACUUCACAUUCUGUUUCAGAUGAGUCCAAAAGUUGUAUAAAGGAUGACACAUUGGCAUUGGAAGAUUCUCUUCUCAGUGGUUCUUUAAAUGUAGCAAGUGACAGUAUGGUGGGUGGUAGCAAUCGUGGUCAAAGACCUAAAGAGCUUUUAGAAACUGAGUAUGUUGAGACUCCGUUCUCUCAAGCCCCUGUAGAUUUGGAUGACAGUGAACCUCAGGCUUUAAGCCUUACUGUGCAAAAUCUGGGGCUUGAUUUACUAGGUACAGGUGGGGAUCAGAAAUCUGCUUCUGUCCCUGAUAUGUUCGUACCUUCCGAAGAGUUCAAUUUCAAACCGCACAAACAUACUGAACUGCCGUCAAAGGGGAAAGAUGUGAAUUACUGCCCAGUACUUACCCCUCUCCCCCUACUGCUGCCUCCUCCUCCACCUCCACCAAUGUGGAAUCCAAUGAUUCCUGCUUUUGACCUCUUUCAAGGAAAUCAUGGCUUUGUAGCUCCUGUCGUAACCACCGCUACACACUGGAGACCUGUCAACUACACUUUUCCCCCUCCGGUUAUUUCUCACACUUCCCCGACAAAGGUAUGGAGAAAUAAAGAGGGAGCAAGUGCUUAUCAAGUACAAGAAACCCCAGUUUCUCAGGUUGUAAGAAAGAAGACAUCAUCUUAUGUUGGACUAGUUCUUGUUCUUCUCAGAGGGCUUCCAGGAUCAGGAAAAUCUUUUUUGGCAAGGACUUUGCAAGAGGAUAAUCCUAGUGGAAUCAUUCUUAGUACUGAUGAUUAUUUUUACAUAAAUGGACAGUACCAGUUUGAUGUAAAGUACUUAGGAGAAGCACAUGAAUGGAACCAGAAUCGUGCAAAAGAAGCAUUUGAGAAGAAGGUGUCUCCUAUAAUAAUAGACAAUACAAACCUACAGGCAUGGGAAAUGAAGCCAUAUGUUUCUUUGUCUCAAAAACAUAAAUAUAAAGUUCUUUUCCGGGAACCGGACACAUGGUGGAAGUUCAAACCAAAGGAACUUGCAAGGCGUAAUAUUCAUGGGGUAAGCAAAGAAAAAAUAACAAGAAUGUUGGAACACUAUCAGCGUUUUGUUUCAGUGCCAAUAAUCAUGAGUUCUUCAGUUCCAGAGAAAAUUGAACGUAUUGAGUUGUGUGCAUAUUCUUGUGAGGACAGAAGUACUAGCCCAAGAGACAAUGAAGAUAUUACCUCUGAAAAAGAAGAAAAUGUUUUAUCCUCAUCUUUGAAGCAUCUAGAGUUAACUGAAGUGAAGAAACUUGAAGGGACCAAAGAAACUAUAUUACCUGAGAAUGUUACAUAUCUGUCUAAUGCAGAUUUAAACAAAGGAAGAAGAGAAAUAAGUGGUAUGAAUCCUAACAUUCAGAGUGCUUUCAUUCAGGAAGUUUCAGACAUGUAUUUUUCUGAUUCUGAAAGCAAAGGACAAGCAACAGAAAAAAGUGAGAAAGAAGAGCAAGUAGAAAUGGCUUCUGAAAAAGAAUAUAGUAAAACUGAUGCUGAUAGUUUUGUAGAGAGAGUGUCACCAAGUAUUUGCUAUGGUGAAAAUAAUCAAGACUAUGAUCUUUCAAAUACUAUACCAUUUCAAAAUGAAAAAUCUUCACCUGGUGAAAUAUUGGAAGAAAGAGCCAUGGUAAAGAAAAAAGCCUUUGGAAAACCAAAAAGCAAAUCAACUUUGGAAAAGUUCCCAAGACAUGAGCUAUCAAAUUUUGUUGGUGAUUGGCCAGUUGAUAAGACUAUUGGUCAGAGGACAAAAAGGAACCGAAAAACUGAAAAAACUUCAUCUGUACAAAGUGACAAGAAGUAUAAUCGCCUUCAGACACGCAAAGUAUUAGAUAAUAGUCUAUCUGUGAAUAUUGAUCACAUCCAGCAGCGAGAAUCUCCACAUGAAAGUACAGAGGAGGACAAGAAAUCACAGUAUGAUGAUGCUUCAGAAUCUUUCAGUCACUCUCAGUUUGAUCUGUAUAAAAAUACUGAAAAACAGUCAUUCAGCAUUGUGGGUGACUGGCCUUCAUCUGAUUCUUUAGCUCAGAGAGAGCACAGAUCAAGAAUGCCAAAAGACAGCUUAAAGGAACCCAACCUAGAAUUUGGAACUAAUGACAGUUUGAAUGAAAUAGCCUUCUACACAGCACAUGAGGCCUGUUGGGGCACAAGCCCUGAAGAACUAAAAACACUGGGUAGUUCCAGUUCUACUCUAGGAAGUUCUGAAUCGCUAUCCAGUGAAAUGGCCUGUGAGAAUAAAACUUGUCCAAGUAAAAAGAUUCAUAGACAAAACACAUUGUCUCUUACUUUUACCAAUAGUGGGCCAACUAUUCCUGGAGUAGUAGGACCACAAACUUUAGCAGAAUUUCCAGACGGAAAACUUAAGAAAGUCCCUGGAAUAGAAGAAGGCAUGUGUACCCAGACUCAACCACAGGAUUUUGCUCUCUUAUGGAAAAUAGAAAAGAAUAAAAUUAGUGUUUCAGAUUCUGUGAGAGUAUUAACCGGACGAUUAGAUGGAUUUAAACCAAAAGCUUUCAAUAUUAACACAAAAUUAGACAUUCAAGAAACAAUUCCAUAUAGGGUAAUGUAUGAUAAAAGCACAUAUGUUGAAGAAAGUGAGCUCACCAGUGCUGAUGAAUCUGAAAAUCUUAACAUUCUUUGUAAACUCUUUGGGUCCUUUUCAUUAGAAGCCCUAAAAGACUUAUAUGAGAGGUGUAACAAAGAUAUUAUUUGGGCUACAAGCCUUUUGUUGGACUCUGAAACUAAAUUAUGUGAGGAUACUGAAUUUGAGAAUAUCCAAAAAUCAUACGACGAAGCGCAAAUUGGGCCGUUUUCUCUGGGAUUAAAUUUGAAGGAAAUUAUUAGCCAAAGAGGAACCUUGGAGGAUUCUAUUUCUUCUGUGCCAGAAUUUGGCCAUGGCACUGUUGUCAGUAACACUAAUGUGCAGUCUACCUGUGAUUCAGAAAAGGGACACUCAGAGCAGGCAGAAAUAAGAGCUAUCACUACUGAAAAACCAGGAUUCAUAACAGAUUUAUUUCCUAAUGCCACUACAGAUCUAAAGAAGAAUACUAAUGAAGUACUUCCUGGUAGUCAGGCAGAACUUCCAGGUUUAUAUAACAUUAAGCAGCCUUUUCCAGGGACUCUAAAAGCUACUACUGCUAAAGAUGUGAGGGACAUGGAGAAGAACCUAGAAGUCACAGAGAUUGGAGACAGUAUACAUUCUUCUUUGAAUUUGUCUGAUGUUUUAAACUCUGUAUCGAGCACUUCAAAUCUGGAGUUAAAUGAAGAAGUUGAUUUUACUGACUCUUUUGAAAUAAAGAAAAAUGAAAAUCUUCCUAAGACUUAUGUGAAAUUUCCAAACACUGAAGAAUUUAUGAAUGAAGAUGAACAGGAAAUGGAAAAAAUUCUAAUGGCUGAGAGUACUUUGUCAGCUGGAGUUAGUGAAGAAGAUAAAACUGAGAUGUUGAAUCCCAUGCCAAUGAUGGCCAAAUCUCUGACCAUAGACUGUUUGGAAUUGGCAUUACCUCCUGAGCUGGCUUUUCAGCUCAAUGAAUUAUUUGGCCCUGUUGGUAUUGAUUCAGGGUCUCUAACAGUUGAGGAUUGUGUGGUUCAUAUAGAUCUGAAUCUGGCUAAAGUGAUUCAUGAGAAAUGGAAAGAAUCUGUAAUGGAGCGACAAAGACAAGAAGAAGUAUCCUCUGGCAAGUUUACGCGAGAUCCUUCCCUGGUUGGGAGUAUUGGUCUUGAUAAUCCUGAACAAAAGUCAUCUCAGAGAACAGGCAAAAAAUUACUGAAGACUUUAGCAGCACCUGAAAUGCUACCCUUAUUGGAUCAUUGGAACACUCAAACUAAAAAAGUGUCACUCAGAGAAAUAAUGUCAGAAGAAAUUGCCUUACAGGAAAAACAUGAUUUGAAAAGGGAGGCACUUAUGUUUGAAAAAGAUUGUGCCACUAAACUAAAGGAGAAGCAGCUUUUUAAGAUAUUUCCAGCUAUUAACCAAAAUUUUCUGGUGGACAUUUUCAAGGACCACAACUAUUCAUUAGAACACACAGUCCAGUUUCUAAACUGCGUUCUUGAAGGAGACCCUGUGAAAACAGUUGUAGCGCAAGAGUUUGCUCAUCAAAAUGAGAAUGUCACUUCUCAUGCUACACAGAAAUCUAAGGAGAAAAAGACCAAGAAAUCGAAAGAGACUGAAGAUAUACCAAGUGAACCAUCUUUCCAGGAUUUUGAGUAUCCAGAGUAUAAUGACUACAGGGCAGAGGCUUUCCUUCAUCAACAGAAGAGAAUGGAAUGCUACAGCAAAGCAAAAGAAGCUUAUCGGAUGGGGAAAAAACACGUUGCCACGUUUUAUGCCCAGCAGGGUAGUCUCCAUGAGCAGAAGAUGAAAGAAGCCAAUCACCUUGCUGCCGUGGAGAUCUUUGAGAAAGUCAAUGCCUCCUUGCUGCCACAGAACGUUUUAGACCUCCAUGGGCUGCAUGUGGAUGAAGCUAUAGAACAUUUGAUGACAGUUUUACAGCAGAAAACUGAAGAAUUUAAGCAGAAUGGUGGUAAGUCCUAUCUCUCUGUGAUUACGGGGAGAGGAAACCACAGCCAAGGAGGAGUUGCUCGCAUCAAACCAGCCGUCAUUAAAUACCUCACAAGCCAUAGCUUCAGGUUCUCUGAAAUUAAACCAGGGUGCUUGAAAGUCAUGCUAAAGUAAAAUAAACGUCCUUGACUUAGAGGUGUGAAGGUUUGUAGGUUAGUUUUAUUUACAGUAAUUUAGUCAAUUUUACUGUACACAUGUAUUUUAUUAGAAAUGUCCAAUUAUAACAAAAACAUUAUAAUGAUGUUUUUCAGAAUUCAAGAGAAGUUUAAUUUUUUACUGAAUCAAAUGCCAAAUACGUUGUCUGUUAAAAAUACUGAAGAGAAUUUUUAUUGAUUAUAAAGUGUCCAAGAAAAUUAUCAGCUGUGGUUUUAAAGUUUGAAGUGCUCUGAUUCUUUUUCAGAGAGAAAAUGUUACCUUUGUGUUAAUUGUUGUUAACAUUUAGUAAAAUCCAAAAGGCAUCUUUGAGAGGCAUUUAAAGUGCUUUGAGACCUGGUUCAUGCCCAUCAAAGGCUUGUAUUAAAAGAAGGAGAAGUAGUGGUAGUAGUAAUGAAAGAAAGGAAAUGUAACAAAAGCACUUGAAUGCUUUUUGAUAUCAAAGCUAAAUACAAAAAAUCAUUUCAUUUUGCCAUAUCCUGCAGGAAGAAAGACAUGCUGUUUGUACUUUCUUCUGUUUUGUAUAUGAUCUUGAUCUCUUACCUUUUGUUCGUUUGUUCUGUAUGUGUGCAUUUUCUAGGAGGAAAGUUGGAGCCUGAGAUUAUAUUGCAGUUUUAUACCUUCUGUAGGCAGUAAAGUUUUUAGAGAAGGUGAAAUGGUUAGAUAUCUACAAGUAUCAGUGUCUUAAUAGAACUGCUUCUAGAGCUGUCUGUGUAAGUGGUAUUUAAGACAGUACUAAAGAGCUAUAUUUUAUAUUUGAGUCAUAUAAUUUCUAAACAGUAGUGGGUCAAGAGCCUAUUAACUUAAAUGUAGAAGACAUUUUUGAUAUAAUCUUUAAAGGAAUCCUUACAAUUUAAAAGUUUUUUACCUUUGUUUUUUAAAAAAGAGCCAACUUUCUGAAAGGAAACUUUCAUUGACUUUGUUUUGUGUGAGCUAAAAAGUCCUGUUAGUAUGUCAACUAUAAAAUGUAAAUUUCAUUUAUACACGUUUAAUGUGGUAAAGUGUAGUUUUUCAGUAUAAAACAAUGGCUUAAAUAAAUUUGUCUUUGGAUAUGGAGAAUAUUUCCAACAUAUGUAAUUUAACAAACAGUUGUGUUGGAUUUUGAUAAGCUUAAACAUCAUUUGGAUCAGGAAUUACAGGGUUGAGCUAUUACUGAAAGAAUCCUGAACUACAGAAUGGUUUCUCAAAAGAACAGACAUUUUAAUGAAAAUAAAACUCAAAAACACAUUUUUGCGUAUCAUGAAAGCAUGCUUUUAAAAGAAGACCUGUAUCAUUACAUUUAUUUCCACGAAAAUAAAAUGUUUAUUAUUUAGAAAUGAUUAGUGAGUGGUAUUGAAAUAUUUUCUCAUGGUUGUAAUAAUUUGUUUAAAAAAGAAAAAAUGCCACCAGUUUAGCAUAUGUUUUUUGUAAUGUCUAGAGGAGUUGUAUACAUUAAAAAUAAAGCAAUUCGUUUCAAGAACUUACUAUGAAACUACAACUGUUAAUGAAGUAAAAUGUUUUUAUGUAUAAAUUAAUAUGAUUUAAGAAAUGUGAAUAAUAGUACUAAAACCUGGGGUUACUUGAGGGUGUGCAGCUGCAUACUCAUUUUCCAUGAUUUUAUAUUUCCUCACCCAGUUUAAAAAAGCAUUGCUUUUGAGCACUUCAGCUAGAUUUAUUUCAGUAUUAUUGUAAUUAUGAUUAGUGUGGGAGCAGUCAAAAAGAACAAGGGAUGAAGUGUUUUGUGGGCAGAAACCAAAUGAAAGAAGCUAUGUUUUCUGCUGUAUCAACCUUAAUGUUAGGCUUUAUUUUGGUAAAUCUAAGGUAUUUUUUCUUCGUCAUAUCAUUCAUAAGUAUAUAGGCAAAUUUUGAGCAUGAUAUGUGCUUUUAUGAAGUUGUUUUAAUCCUAAACUGCCUCCCACCUCACUGUCUAGCAUAGUUUAAACAACACAUAAUUAUGAAAGAAAAAUUUUAUAGUUUUUCCUUUCUUGUUUUGCCCAUUUCUAAAUCCUAUAUGCCAAAGGUAAACAUAGUUUGGGGAUUAUCAAAUUUUUCUCUUGCUCUUUUCCAAGCCCUGUGUGUCAAAAGUAAGGAGAGUGUGUGGAUUAUCAACAUCUUCAGGUAUUGGUAUAUUAGUGCUAAUACAGGUCUAAUUAGAAUGGCUCUUUGCAAAUGUAUUAAUAUUUUAAAAGUACAACACUUCUGUAGUUUGGAAGGUUUUAGUAACUGUUCUGUCUUUUCACUAGUCUCUCAUCUGUGUCUACCAGGAGAAAAAAGAGAACUAAUGUGGAAACUACAGGGAACGAGGGGUUAGACUUAGGAAACUCUUCAACAGUAUUUUCAAUUCAUCCACUUUCUUACUUCAACAUGAGUUAUGGAAGCAUGUUGUCUUAGGUUUAUUGGCUGUUCAUAUAACUCAUAUUAUUUUCAAGUUGAGGUUUUUUUCAAUUUAUUAGUGUUUCCAUACUAUUUGCAAUUCUAUGGCCUUUAUGUGGCAUAUUAUGUAGUAGAAAUUCUGACUUAUACUUUAAAGUGUUUUGUUUAUUCAAUACAUUUUGAGAAGAAAGGUUAAAUAAUUCUGUUGGGUUGUUUCCAGUCCUUAUUUCAGUCUUUUUCUUUUUAAAUUCAAGUGUUUUGUGUGCUUAGAAAGCGGACAUAUGUAAUAGCGAGAUUGGUUAUUUCUGAGCUGGAAAUCGGAAACUUUGAGACUCAGGAAAUUGCUCUGACAAUGUUUUAACUGCUCUCAAUUUAAGAAAAUGACAAAAUGUAUAAAAAAGACACAAAAAUAAUGUGUGCUGUUUUUUCCAAGUGCUUUCCUAAGUGCUUUUCCAUUGUGCAAUGA